CCGUCAGCGGAGAAGGGGCUAGCGCUCGGCAGCACGUGUUCCUGCUUCCAGAAACCUGGAUAAUGUUAUAUGGUUACUAAAAAGGAGAUUGGUGCCUUGGAGGCUGUACUCUCUUCUCGAUGUAACUGUGGAAUCUUUAAAAGAUGCUUCAAAGAAGAUGAAAAAUGGGCUUAUGUUUAUAAAAUUGGCAAACCCAUGUUCAGAUUUGUCUUAACAGGGGAAGGAGCCUUGUACUUGUUCAACAUGUGUCUGCAGCAGCUGUUUGAAAUAAAAGUUUUCAAGGAAAAACACCAUUCUUGGUUUAUAAAUCAAUCAGUUCAAUCAGGAGGUCUUCUCCAUUUUGCCACACCCAUGGACCCCCUAUUUCUGCUCCUCCACUACCUCAUAAAGGCUGGUAAAGAGGGAAAGUUUCAGCCCCUAGAUCAAGUUGUGGUGGAUGACGCAUUUCCAAAUUGCAUCUUAUUGCUGAAACUUCCGGAACUUGAGAAGUUACUUUGGCAUGUGACAGAGGAAAAAGAAAUAGACAAGAAGAAAUAUUAUAAGUAUAGCAAAGAGAAGACAUUAAAGUGGCUGGAAAAAAAGGUUAAUCAAACGAUAGCAGCUUUAAAGACCAAUAAAGUAAAUGUCGGUGCCCGGGUACAGUCAACUGCAGUUUUCUCUGGUGACCAGGUUUCCAGUGACAAAGAAGAGGAUUACAUUCGCUAUGCCCAUGGUCUGAUAUCUGAAUACAUUCCUAAAGAAUUAAGCGAUGCCUUAUCUAAAUACUUAAAGCUUCCAGAACCCUCACCUUCAUUGCCAAACCCUCCAUCAAAGAAAAUAAAGUUAUCAGAUGAGCCCGUAGAAGCAAAAGAAGAUUAUACUAAGUUUAACACUAAAGAUUUGAAGACUGGAAAGAUGGCAGCACCAAGACAGAAAAGGAAAAAGUGACUGCACCUCCUGCAAGCCUUGGCUGCUUCCUGCACUUCAGAUAUUCCCAAAGGGCUAAGACUUUUUCUUCUGCACUUUCUAGAAAACAACCAAGUGCCAUGAACGCUUUAUUUCUUUAAUUAAUUUGUAAGCAACAGCAUUGCCUCUGGAGCUUUCAGCAAGGCAGUUCUGUCCUGGAACUUGAAAUCGCCAGAGUGUGAAUCUAUUGAUAAUCUGAGGAAUUCAAGACACAUCACCCUGUCUUGGCCCGUCCUUCCAUGAAAAUGUGGAUCUUUUCAGUGUAGCACUUCAGAUUUCAAAAUGUUGAAUGGAGAAGGCUCACUAUAAAAAUCAGGUCAUUUCUGAAGCCUGACCAUGUUGCCCUGUUCUGCUAGGGUUGAGCCAGCUGUUUUAGACGGUAUGUCGUAACUUAAACGCUUGAUCUCACAUGAAAAGCUUUGGGGAACCAAACAUUCAACCCUUACUUUAAAUACUUACAAAAACCCUGACUGUUCUUGACUCCUUAUCAAUCUGGCAGCUUCUAACUCAUAAUGAUACCUAAAACAUGUGUAUUUUAUGAUCUCUUGGAGUUAUAAACAAUGCUUGAUUUAUAAGAUAUUUGUCCAGUAU
Tupaia belangeri chinensis (Chinese tree shrew) is the source of this 1536-nucleotide messenger RNA. It is a transcript of the gene RNASEH2B, whose product is annotated as ribonuclease H2 subunit B. The coding region runs from base 70 to 927 and encodes 285 amino acids. Gene Ontology annotation, biological process: RNA catabolic process. The record is from RefSeq and is a predicted model, not a curated record. Gene Ontology annotation, cellular component: nucleoplasm; ribonuclease H2 complex. The transcript is spliced from 12 exons. Lineage: Eukaryota; Metazoa; Chordata; Mammalia; Scandentia; Tupaiidae.